Messenger RNA from Acipenser ruthenus (sterlet), 7957 nucleotides. RefSeq names its product cyclin-dependent kinase 19-like. The coding region runs from base 270 to 1865 and encodes 531 amino acids. The transcript is spliced from 13 exons. Gene Ontology annotation, molecular function: ATP binding; cyclin-dependent protein serine/threonine kinase activity; RNA polymerase II CTD heptapeptide repeat kinase activity. Gene Ontology annotation, cellular component: cytosol; mediator complex; nucleus. NCBI's taxonomy places the organism in Eukaryota, Metazoa, Chordata, Actinopteri, Acipenseriformes, Acipenseridae. Gene Ontology annotation, biological process: protein phosphorylation. The record is from RefSeq and is a predicted model, not a curated record.
CGCGAAGCGCACUGCUGCUGUAGUUUGGGUGAUGAGCUCGCUCCACUGGAAAGAACGGCAGCGCUUUUUCCUAAUAAACUACAGCCCCCAGAAUCCCAAGCGAGUUCACCAGAAACGUCAACGAGCCAGUGAACACAAGCGGAGCAGACCAAAAUCCCAAACAAGGAAAUGAUGGGGAUUAAAAACGCUUACAUUAUUUAAUUAAUGCAUUUAUUAAUUAAUAUUUAAUUUUUGUAUUGUAAAUUAAGACAUAUUUAUGGGUUUAAAAAAUGGACUACGACUUCAAAACGAAGCUUGCGGCUGAGCGGGAGAGAGUGGAGGAUCUGUUUGAAUAUGAAGGUUGUAAAGUGGGUCGAGGUACCUACGGGCAUGUUUAUAAAGCCAAGCGCAAGGACGGGAACGAUGAAAAGGAGUAUGCACUGAAACAAAUUGAAGGUACUGGAAUAUCCAUGUCUGCUUGCAGAGAGAUUGCGCUCUUGAGAGAAUUGAAGCACCCCAACGUGAUUGCACUACAGAAAGUGUUCCUUUCUCACAGCGACAGGAAGGUCUGGCUCCUGUUUGAUUAUGCAGAACACGAUUUGUGGCAUAUUAUAAAAUUUCACCGUGCCUCGAAAGCCAAUAAAAAACCAAUGCAGUUGCCAAGAGGGAUGGUCAAAUCACUGCUUUAUCAGAUUCUGGACGGGAUUCAUUACCUACAUGCAAACUGGGUGCUUCACAGAGACCUUAAACCAGCCAACAUCCUGGUAAUGGGAGAAGGCCUUGAAAGAGGAAGAGUUAAAAUAGCUGACAUGGGGUUUGCGAGACUGUUUAAUUCACCACUUAAGCCCUUGGCGGAUCUGGACCCUGUGGUAGUAACGUUUUGGUAUCGUGCACCAGAAUUGUUGCUAGGAGCCCGACAUUAUACUAAAGCCAUUGAUAUAUGGGCGAUUGGUUGUAUCUUCGCUGAGCUUCUCACGUCAGAACCAAUCUUUCACUGUCGCCAAGAGGAUAUCAAAACGAGCAACCCCUUUCACCACGACCAGCUGGACAGGAUCUUCAGUGUCAUGGGGUUCCCGGCAGAUAAAGACUGGGAAGAUAUCAGAAAAAUGCCGGAGUACCCAACACUUCAGAAAGACUUCAGGAGAACAACGUAUGCAAACAGCAGCCUCAUUAAAUAUAUGGAAAAGCAUAAAGUAAAACCUGACAGCAAGGUUUUUCUUCUGCUCCAAAAACUGCUCACUAUGGAUCCCACGAAAAGGAUCACCUCGGAGCAGGCACUGCAGGAUCCAUACUUCCAAGAGGACCCUUUACCUGCUUCUGAUGUGUUUGCUGGCUGUCAAAUCCCAUACCCUAAAAGAGAAUUUUUAAAUGAAGAUGAACCAGAAGAAAAGGUUGACAAGAACCAGCAGCAGCAGCAGACGGCCCCAGUACAGGCUCAGCAGCAGAGCAGCACGCAGACAAACGGGACAGCAGGAGCUGGGGGGGGCACAACGGGGGCAGAGCUGCAGCACAGCCAGGAUCAGGUGCCUCCCAACAAGAAACCUCGCCUCGCGCCCUCCGGAACCAGCACAGGCACGGGCGUCAUGCAGUCUGGAACCAGCACGAGCACGGGCACGGGCAUCAUGCAGUCUGGAACCAGCACGGGCGCCGUGCAGUCCGGAGCCAGCACGGGCAUCAUGCAGUCCGGAACCAGCAUGGGCACAGGAGUCCUGCAGUCCGGAACCAGCACGAGCACAGCCGUCAUGCAGUCCGGAUACCAGCACUCAAGUUCCCGCCUGGGUUACCAAAGCAAUGUCCAGGGGUCAUCACAGUCCCAGAGUACUAUGGGAUACUCAUCUUCAUCUCAGCAGAGCUCUCAGUAUUCACACCAGUCUCAUCGGUACUAACGAGCAGAGUGUGUGAGUGGGGGAAUGUAUGUGAGAGUGUGUGAGCUGCAACUCGCCGUGGACUCCAGACUCCAGCAAUAUGAAGUGAAAUGAAACUGCAAAGAGGAACCAAAAAGACUGUGACCCAGACAACUUUCCUUUACCCAGAGCUCAAUAAUAAUUUCAUUGAAAGAAAACUACUUUUAAACAGAUGAGAAAAAAAAAAAGAAAUCAGUCUGGAAUUUUGUUGCAUUCGGUUCAGCACGCAGGUCUGUCUAACCCGGUCCUUUAUGCACAGAAGACCAGUGUGAACCGUAGCUCUUUGAAUAGAAGAAUUGCAGCUCUGUGUAUAUCUAUACAGCACCUUUUCUAUGUGGUAACGAGACCCUGUUUUUUUUGUUCGUAGAGUUUUAAGUUUACUACAAACUUAUUGUUUUGUAAAUGAUUUUGUAUACUAGACUUAUGGGAUGAGAAACACAGGAGAACGCCAUUAUGUUCAAGGAAACCUUUUCAUGCACUGUACAGUUUUACUCUUGGAUGUCAUUACCUGAAAACACAACUCUUCCUCUGCAAUCUACUUUUUUAAAAACGACUUCUUACAAGCGGCAGCUGAUGACCUUGCAGGGAAUACUAUUUGUGCAAAGAUAUGUUGAGAGAUUCCACAGCACAGCACAGCAACCGACUGCCAUUCAGCAAGUACGCUGGGCAAUAAAACAGAUGAAGCUGCUGUGCCACACCAGGCCAAAUACUCCCUGCAUUACUGGAAAGCCAGACGUUUAGCCUUCUUCAAAAGCUGCCACAUCAAUGGUAUCAGUUGUCACUGUACAAAGGGGUCUUUUUUGCUUUCUGAGAAUUGUUUUUUUUAUGCAAAGUUACAAAUGCAACAGCCAGAGCACUGUCAUUAGUACCUUUCGUGCUACUUUUUAACCUGCCCCUACAGGUUUUCACUGUGCCAUUACAGCGUACUGUAAAGGACAGUAUAGUGAAACCUUGAUUUAAGACUGCCCUUGUACAGCAUGUCAUUUCAGGUCUUACCUGGGUUUUACUCUUGAAAAAUAUGUCUGUUUUAAACGAGCGUUCCAUUAGACCUGGUCAUUGUGUUUGACUUUUAGAACCACAGUGGGGAAAUUAAAUCAGUGUUUUAUCUUUAUUUUAUUUUCUAUAGGCCCUUAUUUUUAAAGCUUUCCCUUUGUGUGCUAUCUGUCCUGUUGCAUGACGCCAAACAAAACAUAGUCUUGGAAGCAAACCUCAUCUUCGAAUGGGGAGCACCGGAAUAGCAAAACUGGUGCCACAGCGACCUCUUGUGACUGGUUAGGGACUAAUUGUUAACAACCCUUUUAGAAGCACUGAAAGUGCUGCCUCGCAUCAGCCGGCACUAACCACUGACACGCCUGUGUGAAAAACACGUCAUUAAAGUGACUCCUAGUAUAUUUAAAUAAAAACAGUGCUUGUAAUGGGUCUGUACCAACAGUGUUUUAUCAUGAACAUUGUGUGUGCAUUCCUAGGUUGAUUGUGUUCAGUACUGACACUUGUAUGAUCCCAUUUCAGGCACUAAAUACAUAUAUAUAUAUAUAUAUAUAUAUAUAUAUAUAUAUAUAUAUAUAUAUAUAAAAAUUUGUGAAAUCCUAGAAAAUACUAUUUUUGUAUCUUAUCACUGGUUCCUUUGUUAUUGUUCUGAUUACCUGUAUUUUGGGGGACUCUUUUUGUUCGUUUGUUUACUUUGGUUAUGUACGUGCAGAGUUUUGAAAUGUAACACUACAGUUUUAUAAAGUUUAAAGUUGAAACUGCUUCCUUAACGACUACACUCGGGCGAGCAUGGGAGGGAGGCUGGCACAGGAAGUAAGAUACCAGGAAGCAGUAGUUUUUACAUUUUCUAAAUCUCUAGUAUGUGUGUGUGUGUGUGGAUUAAAUCACAUUUUUAAAAGUAAAACAAAAGAAGAGAGGAACACAUUCAUUGUCAUCUAGAACAACGAGGGGACCAGUGAUACAUUUUCUAAUAGUAAUAGGAUUUCAUUAUAAAUACUUGGUUAUGUUGUAUUGACUGACUGUCACUGACUGACAAAGGCCACCCCAGCCUGUUAGUGGUUAUGUCACUUGUUUGUUACUCGCUGAAAACGCUUCCAGAGCAAUUGACACAUUUUAUCAGUAUUUAAUGCCAGACAGACGUACGGACGUACUGUGUAUCAGUCCAUGUGUGAUGACAAAGGGAUUCAGUCUGGUAUUUCUGUGUAUACAGGCAAGAAGCAGGCAAUCAAGGCAACAGAGAAUGGGAAAAGGCACUGCUCUCAAGUCCGAUUUAAGAUAUUUAUAUCAUAUAAAUACAAGUAAUAUCUUGUCUACUUUGUUGAAAUAAUGUGUUUAUUAUUUUAUGUACUCUCUGUGUGUGUACGUACAUACAUACAUACAUACAUACAUACAUACAUACAUACAGUGCCUAUAGAAAGUCUACACCCCCUGUUAAGGGGGAAAAAAGUUUUUAUUGAGAAAAAUUAUAUAUUAAAAAUACAAAACUGAAAGAUCAUAAUUGGAUAAGUCUCCACCCCCCUGAGUUAAUACUUGGUGGAAGCACCUUUGGCAGCAAUUACAUCUAUGAGUCUGUUGGGAUAGGUCUGUACCAACUUUGCACACCUAGAUUUGGCAAUAUUUGACCAUUCUUCUUUACAAAACUGUUCAAGCUCUGUCAAGUUCCUUGGGGAGCGUUGAUGGACAGCAAUCUUCAAGUCAUGCCACAAAUUUUUGAUUGGAUUUAGAUUGGGGCUCUGACUGGGCCACUCAAGGACAUUUACCUUUUUGUUCCUUAGCCACUCCAGUGUAACUUUGUGUGCUUUGGGUCGUUGUCAUGCGUAAAGGUGAACUUCUGCCCAGUUUCAGCUUUCUUGCAGAGGGCAGCAGGUUUUCCUCAAGGACUUCUCUGUACUUUGCUCCAUUCAUUUUCCCUUCUAUCCUGACAAGUGCCCCAGUCCCUGCCGAUCAGAAACAUCCUCAUAACAUGAUGCUGCCACCAGCAUGCUUCACAGUAGGGAUGGUGUUCUUUGGGUGAUGCGCCGUGGGGUUCAUCCCAAACAUAACCCUUUGCAUUUAGGCCAGAAAGUUCCAUUUUAGUUUCGUCAGACCACAAAACUUUUUGCCACAUGGCUACAGAAUCUCCUGAGUGUUUUUUUGCAUACUUCAAACGGGAUUCAAGGUGGGCUUUCUUGAGUAAUGGCAUCCUUCUUGCCACCCUACCCUACAGACCAGAUUUGUGGAGUGCUUGGGAUAUUGUUGUCACAUGCACACUUUGACCAGUCUUGGCCAUAAAAGCCUGUAGGCCUCUUGGUAGUCUCUCUGAUCAGUCUCCUUCUUGCUCGGUCAUCCAGUUUGGAGGGACGGCCUGAUCUAGUCAGGGUCUUGGUGAUGCCAUACACCUUCCACUUCUUAAUAAUCGUCUUGACCGUGCUCCAAGGGAUAUUCAAGGCCUUUGAUAUUUUUUUUUUUUAUACCCAUCCCGAUAUGUGCCUUCAGCAACUUUGUCCCGGAGUUCUUUUGAAAGCUCCUUGGUGCUCAUGGUUGAGUCUUUGCUUUAAAAUGCACUACCCAGCAGAGGGAACCUACAGGAACUGUUGAAUCUAUCCUGAAAUCAUGUGAAUUACUACAAUUUAACACAGGUGGAGACCACUUAACUUGGUCUGUGAUUUUGAAGGCGAUUGGUUACACCUGAGCUAAUGUAGGAUUGCUAUUACAAUGGGGGUGGACACUUAUCCAACCAAGCUAUUUCAGUUUUUAUUUUUAAUUAAUUUUCUACAAAUUUCUACAAUAUUUUUUUUAACUUGGAAGUUGUGGGGUAGGAUGUGUAGAUACAUGAAAAAAAAAACGUUUUAAUGCAUUUUAAUUCCAGGCUAUAAGGCAACAAAAGGUGAACAUUUUCAAAGGGGGUGUAGACUUUCUAUAGACACUGUAUAUAUAAUAUAUAUACACACACACACACACACACACACACGGUGGUAUAUGUAUGUGUGAUAUAUACUUUUUUUUGUGUACAGGUACAGUACCAUGUAGAAAGAUACUUGCAGGAUCAUACAGUACACUUAAGCACUCUGCUGCAAACGUGACAUGUAGUGUAAGUCAGGUAUUUAAUAAUAAUAAUAAUAAUAGUAAUAAUAAUAAUAACUUUAUUAUAGCGCCUUUCACACCGAGGUGUCUCAAGGCUCUGUACAAAAUUCAAACACAAAUCAACAUUACAAAAACACAAUGAAUAACAAUUAAUCAGUUAAAACAUUCUACAGAUACAGAAAGAAAUAAAAUAGGUAAAUAUAGAGAUAAAAUCGAUCAUCAUAAAAGUACAGUAUAUUCUAAUAAACUGCAGUAGAGUGAAAGAGUUAAGAAAAAUACAGCGCAGAAUAAGUGUGUCUUGAGGGUACUUUUAAAUUUGGCUACUGUUGUGGAUUCUGUAAUAAAGGUUGGUAGUGAGUUCCAAAGAAAAGGAACAAAUUAAAAAGAAAAACUACAACUAAAUAUACUGUAAUGCCAAAUAACAAACUAGGGUCUAAAUUAAAAAAAACACACAUUUGACCUUACGAGAAAUGUGUAUUCUCCAGUCAUUCCUUUGACGCGCAUUUACAAUGGCACGCUAAUAGAACACAAUAAAUCCUAUGCAAAACCUCUUCUCGAAAAAACAACUGCAGUACAAUCACGCUUUACAUUUUUAAAACUCGCCUUUUUUACUUUGCGUAAAAAUCCAGUGUUCAAAAACAGAAGCAAGGGACCUUUUUCUAAAAUUCUUCUGAUUCAUCCGCAUAUUUUAUAUCUAUUUUUUUUACCUUUUAGAAAAAGGUAACUUUUGUAACAAGCCCCUGCGGAUGAAUCAGAACAAUUUUAGAAUGAGGCACAGGCUCAGGCUCACUAAUGGGAUAUUUCUCCUUGUCGUGAAAUUGGUUGAAGCAGGAAUCUGGUGAAGGUAUGAUUGUCCUGGGUAAAGCAAUGUCCCCCAAGCCCAGUUGAAGAUGUAUAACAUACAGAUUUGGCACAUGUUUAAACAUUGGCUGGUAAGGUAAGUACAAGCAGCUCUUUAGGAUGUUACAAAAACACUGUUUUCUGCUUUUUACAGUGCUGAUAGUGGAACAUCGGCUUUAAUAUGAAUUUUAAUUUUGUACAUUUUUUUUUUAUUUUAAUACAUUUUUCUGACUGGAAUAAUUGAAUUCCAGCAGAGGAAGACCCUCCUGGCUGUAUCCACUAGCCAGUGCCAUUGUCCUGAGCCUUUCUUGAGAAUAUAGUCACAAAACCAUCUUACAAGCACAACGUGUUCUCUUGGAGCAAACAAAUGCAAGGAAUGGAGAUUACAAAAAAACGACGGCUAAAAAUUUGAGUUGUUAAGAUAACGCCAAAGUAUUAUUUUGUAUUUUCAGAUCCUAGUAGAAUGGCAAAAUCUAUUUCAAGCUGGGAACAGUGCCUUUUCAAGUCUGGUUGUUCACAUCUAGGCCAAGGUGUUGCCUUGCAAUUCAGGGCGCCACUCAAAACUAGUUUUACAUUUUUUAAAUUAUAAAAAAGUGUCUGUUUUAUACCUUUUCAGUCCUGCUUGGCUUGUGACACAGUUGUUGUGUUUUAUUUUACCCCUUGUACUGUAUAAUAAAGAACGGUGAAACAGAUGUGAUGUUACUCACAUACUACAACGUUUGUCCUGUUAUUUAAAUGAUUUGAAAUACUGUACAUAAUACCACACUUAAGCAUUGUCCACCUCAUCACAAAAUAGAGAAAAUGUAUUACUAUGUCCUUAAUGCACUGUUUUCGCCUAAAUAUUUAGUACUAAAUUAAAUUACUAUUUAAUGUUUUUUUUUAAAUAUAUGUCUUGUUUAGACACUAAAGUAUUACAGUUUAAAUAAAUACUGUAGGGUCAGUAAUGUCCUUUUUUAACAAUUAUAUACAAGUUUUUUUUUUUUUAAAUGUAUUAUAACACUUCUUCAACUGCACUUGUUCCCAUUUUCCCUUGUAAAAGUGCAUUGCAUGUGCUGGUCUUCUCCAGUCUGACAUGUUAUCACGCUUUCACUGCUUUCAGCAUACCGUUCCAAUGACUGUUAAAUGAAAAAGUCAUGUACAUUUAUUUUAUAUCCUCUAUUGUAAUAAAAUAUCUCUUGCUUCAA